Brassica oleracea var. oleracea is the source of this 867-nucleotide messenger RNA. RefSeq names its product glutathione S-transferase T3-like. The transcript has 3 exons. The coding region runs from base 1 to 867 and encodes 288 amino acids. The record is from RefSeq and is a predicted model, not a curated record. Lineage: Eukaryota; Viridiplantae; Streptophyta; Magnoliopsida; Brassicales; Brassicaceae.
AUGGAUUCCAAUCCAUUUACGCAUACAGGAAACUUUGUUGAUCUACUUCAUAGUCAACAAAGUAUUUCUUUUGCUAACUAUGAAGAUAUCUCGACUCUGUCUUCAUCUCAACUUCCUUCUCUUGGCACGGACGAUGUUGGUGAGCGUCGGGAACGAAGGACGUGGACUCCUACUGAUGAUAUUCUGCUGAUCAGCUCGUGGCUCAACACCAGCAAAGAUCCAGUUGUUUUCAACGAGAAAAAAUCAGGCACCUUCUGGAAGAGAGUUGCAACCUAUUUUGCAGCAAGUCCGAAGCUGCAACUAGGGAGAAAAGUAGUGGUUGCAAUGAGAAUGAUGGGCCUCAAAAGAGCUCAUGAGAUUUUCCACAACAACCAUAACAAGAAAUUCACUUUGGAGCAUGCUUGGAAGGAAUUGCGAAACGACCAGAAGUGGUGUGAAGUUUCAAGUGCUAAAAACGAUGGAAGCUCUAAGAAAAGGAAGUGUGAAGACACUGCAGACUCAUCGGCCUCUCAACCAUCUGAAACCAAGCAUCCCGCGGGUGUUAAAGCAUCAAAGGCCCGUGGGAAGAAGACUAUGAGGGAGGAGUCUGCAAUGAAUGGGUUUCAAAGUAUGUGGGACAUUAAGCAGAAGGAUUUGGAAGUGAAGGAAAGGUUGUCGAAGAUGAGUAUACUUGAGUCUCUUAUUGCAAAGAAAGAACCUCUAGCUGACUAUGAAGAAGCCCUCAAGAAGAAGCUCAUCAGUCAAGACAGUGUCACAGAGUGGAACAUUGAAAGUGGGAGUCUUGUGUCACGUUGUCUCUGUUUGAAGACAGUAUCACGAAGUCUCUGUUUCUUGUGGUCUUCUCGUGGAGUGGAGCAAUCAGAGUGA